This is a messenger RNA of Lindgomyces ingoldianus, 1461 nucleotides long. Its product is annotated as Metallo-dependent phosphatase. The transcript has 4 exons. The record is from RefSeq and is a predicted model, not a curated record. Bases 1 to 1461 code for a protein of 486 amino acids. Gene Ontology annotation, molecular function: hydrolase activity. Lineage: Eukaryota; Fungi; Ascomycota; Dothideomycetes; Pleosporales; Lindgomycetaceae.
AUGAUCAUCCUCUCGGACACUCACGGGGAUGACCUAAAGAAUGUAUCCCUCCCUAGCGCUGAUGUGGUCCUUCACUGCGGCGACCUCACCAACGACUCACGGUUCGCGGAGCUCGAGAGAACCCUAGCGGUGCUGCGUGCCAUUGACGCGCCUCUGAAGCUGGCAAUACCCGGGAACCACGACUUCAGCCUCGAGCCCACAAUCACCCAGCUCAGCAACAGCGACAAGACAAGAGUAGCGGAGGAUGACGCCGACUCCAAGGCCUCGUGGGAGAUCCUCCGCCACGCCGCCCAGCAUGAUAGAAUCUUCCUCCUUCCACAAGGAACGCAUACCUUCAUCCUGCCCCCCGACGUAGGCGGCGUAGGCGGUGGUGGGGGGCGCCUCCGGCUCUUCGCGAGCCCGCUAACGCCGCGGUGCGGCAACUGGGGCUUUCAGUACGGCCGGUCAAACCCUCACAAAUGGGCCAUACCUCCGACAACGCAGAACGGAGACGGGGCAGUAGACGUAGUGAUGACGCACGGCCCGCCGAGGGGCAUCCGUGACGGGACGGGGACGGGGAUGCAAGGCGGUGUGGCGCCGGGUGCCGGGUGCGCGGGACUGCUGGCAGCUGUGGAGCGCGCGCGGCCGCGCGUGCACUGCUUCGGGCAUAUCCAUGGGGCAUGGGGCGCUGAGAUAAUCGCCUGGAAGCGCGAGAGGGCUGCUAGUGCUCCGAUCUACAGCAACUUGGUUGAUGCACAGCGUUCCUGGGUCGUAGCGAGCUUGCUGCCGGCUACCAAGGUUACUAAUAGUGCUGGAGAGUGCAGCCUUGGUCCCCCGCCCACGAGGACGCUGCGGUAUCCCUCCCAGUCAAGGGAGGAGGGGCACUGCUGCGUCGUAGACAUCUCUUCAGACGGAGAGCACUUCGUGGAACGGGGCGCGCAGACGCUCUUCGUAAACGCGGCGGUGGAGCUCCGGUCCAGGCCGCCUCGAAUGCCGUGGAUGGUUGACAUAGACUUGCCGGUGGCAGGCGAGGAGGACGCUACUGCGGCCGCUGAGACCAUGUAUCGGUUGCUGCUGAGGAGCUCUGGAGAUAGAGAAAAGCUCCGAGGAGAAGAACGUGUCGCACGUGUCUCACGCGAUAUCAUACCCAUUCAGCCCAGAGCUCUAUCAAGCUCCUUAGACCUUACAGUACACUCGUACAAUCCACUUUGUUUGGAUCUCACUACCUUGUUGACUCGCUUCCCAUAUGACCCCUUCUUAGCUCAUGCAAGAGAACGCUCCCAGGAGAAGACAGCCCCUGAGAGAGGAAAGCUUCGGGGAGACGAUGGCUUCCAGGAGAGAAGCGCUCUGGGGAGAAAGCUUCCAGGAGAAGGGAGCUCCCAGGAGAAACGUCGACCAUUCUUGGUCUCCAGCAAGCCUAGUUGUGGCCCGAUUUCAGACCUUCAUGCUGCUCAGGAAUGGAAUCGGGCACAGUCAUGCUAG